Messenger RNA from Prorocentrum cordatum, 426 nucleotides. The record is from the annotation of a GenBank genome assembly. Lineage: Eukaryota; Dinophyceae; Prorocentrales; Prorocentraceae.
CUACACGUCGUCCAUCUUCGAAUCCAGCACCCGUGCUGGCACUCUCUGGUACAUGCUGCUCAUAAACGCCAUGGCGACGCCAGGCGGCCUGCCUCCCUGAGUUCUGCGCCACGCGCUGUUCGACGCGUCGGAGGUUUCGUCCUCACGAUGUGGAUGGGCAAGUUUGGGCGGCGGACGUUCCAGAUGUGGGGUUUUUUCGGCAUGGCCGUGUGCAUGAUCGCCGUCGGCCUCUCGUACGAGUCUGCCCCCAUGCUGGUGCUGGUGUUGGCCUUCGGCGUUCAGAAGAUCUUCGACUCCGGAGGUCCUGGCGCCACGACCUUCAUCAUCCCCGGCGAGAUAUUCCCCACCUCCGUGCGCGCCACUUGCCACGGAGUGUCGUCGGCCGCGGGCAAGCUGGGGGCCUUCGCGGGGAUGUACCUCUUCUAG